AUUAGAUCUAAAAGUGGAAAUCAUUCCGCAGCCAAAUUUGACAUAAUAAUUUUCUGCUCCACUGGAAUUAAUCUCGCUAUUACUUUUCGGCGUGGGGGUCCCUCCACCCCUCCUAAAUAACGUUGUUUAGUGUUCCCACUGCGAACUCGCCCCCCACCGUGGAGAUUGAGUAUAAAAUAUCUAGGAUAGACUUCAAAGUGAAAAAUCUGACUAAACACGGUGUGAAAUAAAGCAACGUGAUAUAAACACAAGUACAGACACAAUGGCCAAAGAAUUAUACACAUAUAGUUUAGAUCAAUUGGAUGAAUUAGAAGGUUCUUCAAUUGCCUUAAGCAAAUUUGAUGCCGAUGUUGCAUGGGAAAUUGGUACUUAUGCUAGAAAUGUUGGUCUUAAAAAAUAUCCUGGUAAAGCUAUUUUAAUAGACAUUAGAUUAACUUCUGGUCAAGUUUUAUUCCACAGUGCUACAGCUCCUGGUGCCACCGUUGAUAAUGAAAAAUGGGUUGAUAGAAAAAUUAACGUAGUUAAUAGAUGGGGUAAAUCUAGUUUUUGGAUAGGUCAAAAAUUAAGAAUCAAAGAUCAACCUAUUGAAGAAGCUCUCUUCGUUUCUGUAUUUGAUUAUGCUACCCAUGGUGGUAGUGUUCCAAUUAGGCUCAAGAAUUUGGAUAGUGCUAUUGGUACCUUAACCAUAAGUGGAUUGGCACAAGAAGAAGAUCAUUUGUUAGCCAUAGAAACUUUAAAAGAAUUUUCCAGUAAGUAGAAUAUGUCACAUAACUAUAAAAUAGGACUUUUAGUAACAUGCUACAUGAAUUUAUGGUAGUAUUUAAGGUUUAUACUAUAAAUAACACAAGUUUGCUUAAAUAAGGCGCG
Messenger RNA from Scheffersomyces amazonensis, 867 nucleotides. RefSeq lists its product as uncharacterized. Gene Ontology annotation, cellular component: TRC complex. Gene Ontology annotation, biological process: post-translational protein targeting to endoplasmic reticulum membrane. Lineage: Eukaryota; Fungi; Ascomycota; Pichiomycetes; Serinales; Debaryomycetaceae. The transcript has a single exon. The record is from RefSeq and is a predicted model, not a curated record. The coding region runs from base 263 to 757 and encodes 164 amino acids.